Messenger RNA from Zootoca vivipara (common lizard), 3258 nucleotides. It is a transcript of the gene U2SURP, whose product is annotated as U2 snRNP associated SURP domain containing. Gene Ontology annotation, biological process: RNA processing. Gene Ontology annotation, cellular component: nucleus. Lineage: Eukaryota; Metazoa; Chordata; Lepidosauria; Squamata; Lacertidae. The record is from RefSeq and is a predicted model, not a curated record. Gene Ontology annotation, molecular function: RNA binding.
CGCCACCGCCGCCGCCGUUCCUUCCGGCCUUAGAAUCUCUCUCUCUUUAGAUCCGUAGAGUCGGCGCUCGAUUUCCCGCCGCUGAGGCUCGAGCAGGGGAACAGAAUCAAGAUGGCGGACAAGACGCCAGGCGGUUCGCAGAAGGCCAGUGCGAAGGCCAGGGUGCCGGAUACAACACGUGUAACUGGAUCUCCAGAGAAUCAUCCACUUUUAGAAAGCAAACUUAAAGCAUUUAGUAUUGGCAAGAUGAGUGCUGCCAAGAGAACUUUAAGCAAGAAAGAACAGGAAGAAUUGAAAAAGAAGGAGGAUGAGAAGGCAGCUGCAGAAAUUUAUGAAGAAUUCCUUGCUGCCUUUGAAGGAAGUGAUGGUAAUAAAGUGAAGACGUUUGUCAGAGGAGGUAUUGUUAAUGCAUCUAAAGAAGAACAUGAAACUGAUGAGAAGCGAGGAAAAAUCUACAAACCUUCAUCAAGAUUUGCAGAUCAAAAAAGCCAGAGCCAGAGCCAGAGCCAGAGCCAGUCAUCAUCAUCAUCAUCUUCUAAUGAGAGGCCUCCAUCCCUUCUAAUAAUAGAAACCAAAAAGCCACCUUUGAAGAAGGGGGAGAAAGAAAAGAAAAAGAGCAAUUUGGAGCUUUUUAAAGAAGAAUUAAAACAAAUUCAAGAAGAGCGUGAUGAAAGGCAUAAAACCAAAGGUAGAUUAAGUCGUUUUGAGCCGCCUCAAUCAGAUUCAGAUGGCCAACGCCGUUCCAUGGAUGCGCCUUCAAGAAGAAACAGAUCUUCGGGUGUAUUGGAUGACUAUGCUCCAGGUUCACAUGAUGUAGGAGAUCCAAGUACGACAAAUUUGUACCUGGGAAACAUUAAUCCCCAGAUGAAUGAAGAGAUGCUGUGUCAAGAAUUUGGACGCUUUGGGCCUCUGGCAAGUGUCAAAAUUAUGUGGCCGAGAACUGAUGAAGAAAGAGCGAGAGAGAGGAAUUGUGGAUUUGUUGCUUUCAUGAAUAGGAGAGAUGCUGAACGUGCGCUAAAGAACUUAAACGGCAAGAUGAUCAUGUCUUUUGAAAUGAAACUAGGCUGGGGCAAAGCUGUUCCUAUUCCUCCACAUCCUAUAUAUAUUCCUCCCUCCAUGAUGGAGCAUACUCUCCCGCCACCUCCUUCAGGCCUGCCAUUUAAUGCUCAGCCCAGAGAGAGGUUGAAGAACCCAAAUGCUCCAAUGUUGCCGCCGCCAAAAAACAAGGAGGAUUUUGAGAAGACUCUGUCGCAAGCCAUAGUCAAAGUGGUUAUCCCAACAGAAAGGAAUUUGCUUGCGCUGAUACAUCGAAUGAUAGAGUUUGUGGUGCGUGAAGGACCUAUGUUUGAAGCCAUGAUUAUGAACAGAGAAAUCAACAAUCCAAUGUUCAGGUUUUUAUUUGAGAACCAGACUCCAGCCCAUGUAUACUACAGGUGGAAGCUUUAUUCAAUUCUACAGGGUGAAUCACCAACCAAAUGGAGGACUGAAGAUUUCCGUAUGUUUAAAAAUGGGUCAUUUUGGAGGCCACCUCCUUUAAAUCCGUAUCUCCAUGGGAUGUCAGAAGAACAAGAGCCUGAAGCAUUCGUAGAGGAACCUAGCAAGAAGGGUGCACUUAAGGAGGAACAGAGGGACAAGUUAGAGGAAAUCCUGCGUGGGUUAACACCGCGUAAGAAUGAUAUUGGAGAUGCAAUGGUUUUCUGUCUUAAUAAUGCUGAAGCUGCUGAAGAAAUUGUAGACUGCAUUGCUGAGUCAUUAUCCAUCUUGAAGACUCCACUUCCUAAAAAGAUUGCAAGAUUAUAUUUGGUGUCGGAUGUGUUGUACAAUUCUUCUGCAAAGGUUGCCAAUGCUUCAUAUUACAGAAAAUUUUUUGAGACAAAACUUUGCCAGAUAUACUCUGAUCUGAAUGCUACAUACCGAGCAAUACAAGGCCAUUUACAGUCAGAAAACUUUAAGCAACGGGUAAUGACAUGCUUCAGAGCAUGGGAAGACUGGGCGAUUUAUCCAGAACCAUUUUUGAUCAAACUGCAGAAUAUUUUCUUGGGGCUUGUAAAUAUUAUUGAAGAAAAGGAAGUGGAGGAAGUACCCGAUGAUCUCGAUGGAGCUCCCAUUGAGGAAGAGCUCGAUGGUGCUCCUCUAGAAGAUGUGGAUGGAAUUCCUAUUGAUGUUACUCCAAUUGAUGAUCUUGAUGGAGUCCCUAUAAAGACGCUUGAUGAUGACCUUGAUGGUGUUCCCUUGGAUGCUUCUGAAGAGUCUAAAAAAAAUGAGCCAAUUUUCAAAGUUGCCCCUUCAAAGUGGGAAGCAGUAGAUGAAGCUGCACUUGAAGCUCAAGCGGUAACAACAUCUAAAUGGGAGCUUUUUGACCAGCAUGAGGAAUCUGAAGAGGAAGAAAAUCAGAACCAAGAGGAAGAAAGUGAAGAUGAAGAGGACACUCAGAGUUCUAAAUCAGAGGAGCAUCACAUGUACUCCAAUCCAAUCAGAGAAGAAAUGUCAGAUUCGAAAUCUUCAAGCAAGUACUCAGAAAUGAGUGAGGAAAAGCGUGCCAAACUCAGAGAAAUUGAGCUGAAGGUAAUGAAGUUUCAAGAUGAGUUGGAAUCUGGAAAAAGACCCAAGAAGCCAGGCCAGAGUUUUUCAGAACAGGUCGAACACUACCGUGACAAGCUGCUCCAGAGGGAGAAAGAAAAGGAGCUGGAGAGGGAAAGGGAAAGGGAAAGAGAAAAGAAGGACAAAGAGAAAUCUGAAUCCAGAUCAAAAGAGAAGAAGGAGAAAGAAGAAUGUACACCAACAAGAAAAGAAAGGAAAAGGCGACACAGCACAUCACCCAGCCCAUCCCGCAGCUGUGGAAGCAGGCGAGCAAAAUCACCGUCGCCAAAAUCGGAACGCUCGGAGCGAUCUGAAAGAUCCCACAAAGAAAGCUCACGCUCCAGGUCAUCUCACAAGGAUUCUCCCAGAGAUGCCAGUAAAAAAGCAAAAAGGUCGCCGUCUGGCUCAAGGACACCCAAAAGAUCAAGGAGGUCACGAUCCAGGUCACCUAAAAAGUCAGGAAAAAAAUCCAGAUCUCAAUCCCGCUCUCCACACAGAUCCCACAAGAAGUCAAAGAAGAGCAAACACUGACAAACUCUUAAUUUUUAUGAUGCUGUCACUUACUGGAAAUGCGGUUUUGUUUUUGUGCCUGAAGAGUCUGUUUAAAAAAAAACACAAAACAAAAAAAGCAUUCCUAAUAUUUUUUUUGUGAAUGCACGUGUAUACUCAUGAGUAACU